AAAACUUUCACAGAAAAUAGGAAAAAAAUUUUGAGAAAAAAUAGCAAAGACGCCGUUCAGUCUUUGCCAAAUACAAUUCAAGUACAAAUCCCAACCGUUCAGUCUUCCAUUGCUCAGAGCCCUCCUCUAUCUUCAAACUGAAAGCGGUUUUCAGAGCAGGUUCCAGAUCGCCGUCAUUUUCGAUUUGGCGACAUGAAGCGGAGUAGGAGGAAGAAUGUUGGUGGUGUGGAUCGGAUCUCCGACUUGCCAGAAUCCAUCAUACAUCAGAUUAUGUCUUUCCUUCCUGCAAAAUUUACUAUCUAUCUUCGCCCUCCUCUAGUUGGUCUCCAUUCUCCGGCGGCCCCAAAAAUGGAAAAUCAGGAGUGAAAUCCAGCAGAUCCAUGCGGUUCUGUGAGAUUGUGGCUCGAAAUUGUGUUGCAUGUCCCUUCAGAUCUUCAUUCUACCCUAUGAAUGAAGAUAAACAAAACAUUUUAGCUUCAAUUAUUCAAUUUUUUGGGAGUACUAAUCACUUGUUGAACCUACCACAGCUCCAAGCAGCCUCAUUGCAAGAUUCUGGAACUUUCAUAGAAAUGUUGGUGAGGAUGGCAAAGGAUUAUCGACUGGAUUUAUUUAGAGGCCCUUACAGAGUGUUUGGUUUUGUCAUUAACUGUCUCACUGAAGUUCAGGAGCAUAUUAAUAUGCAGAUAGAGCCUGCAUCGUAAUCUGCUUCAGUCCUGCAUAAAUGCUCUAUAUGAGAAUUAUCCAACCGCCCUGCUCGCCAACCCUUUGCCAUCCUCACCAACAUUUCUACGAAAGUUCGAGAAUCUGCUGCUUGGAGCUGUGGUGGGUUCAACAAGUGAUUAGUAAUCCCAAAAAAUUGAAUAAUUGAAGCUAAAAUGUUUUGUUUAUCUUCAUUCAUAAGUUAGAAUGAAGAUCUGAAGGGACAUGCAACACAAUCUCGAGCCACAAUCUCACAGAAGCCGCAUGGAUCUGCUGGAUUUCCUUCCUGAUUUUCCAUCUUAAGUUUCGUUUUAUUUUGUCUUUUCUACAUUUCUUUGGAUAUUUGUUGCAUUUUUGUUUCUUCCUUUUGAAGAAUACUGGGUGUAAAAUGAUCUUUUGGAGGAAAGGAUUAGAGUUGCCUUUGAUCAAUUAUAGAGUUUUGGUAUUUGAGACUUCCAUCUUGAUAUUUAAGUAGCUCUUGAAUUAAUUUGCAUUCAAGAG
Molecule: messenger RNA, 1200 nt
Organism: Rubroshorea leprosula
Lineage: Eukaryota; Viridiplantae; Streptophyta; Magnoliopsida; Malvales; Dipterocarpaceae
Source: the annotation of a GenBank genome assembly